Coniophora puteana RWD-64-598 SS2 is the source of this 2176-nucleotide messenger RNA. Its product is annotated as ATP-dependent RNA helicase dbp9. Bases 38 to 2014 code for a protein of 658 amino acids. The transcript has 9 exons. Gene Ontology annotation, molecular function: nucleic acid binding; ATP binding. Gene Ontology annotation, cellular component: nucleolus. The record is from RefSeq and is a predicted model, not a curated record. Lineage: Eukaryota; Fungi; Basidiomycota; Agaricomycetes; Boletales; Coniophoraceae.
UUCAGGGGGAGUCUCACACAGGUCCAGCUCAAGCACGAUGCCGGAAGACCACCUCGUCGACAAGACGACCACUUUCUCCUCCUUCGCGCACAUCCUCGAUGCCCGCAUCCUCCGUGCGCUCGCCGACAUGGGCUUUGCACGCCCAACGCUCGUCCAGACGAAGGCGAUACCCCUUGCGCUCGAGGGCCGCGAUAUCCUCGCGCGCGCACGCACGGGGAGCGGGAAGACGGCUGCGUACGCGAUACCGGUCGUGCAGAAGGUGCUGAAUGCCAAGUCGGCGUGGGCGGCGGGCGACGAGCGGGGACAGCUCACGCGGGUCAUGGUUCUUGUGCCGACGAAGGAGCUGGCGGAGCAGGUUAUGGCGUGUCUGCGCACGCUGGUUGCGUAUUGCGAGAAGAGUGUGGUUUUGGUGAAUGCGGCUUCGGGUUCGGAGACGCAACUUCAGCGUACGAUGAUGGUGGAAAAGCCCGACGUCGUUGUGUCAACGCCCUCCCGUGCGCUGAAGCUUCUGCAAUCCAAGGUUCUGUCACUCUCGUCCCUGGAAUCCCUCGUCAUCGACGAAGCCGACCUCAUCCUUUCCUACGGACACGAUGAGGAUAUACGCCAAAUCUUCAGUGGAGGGUACCUGCCAAAAGUAUACCAGUCCUUCCUCAUGAGCGCAACCAUGACCGACGAUGUUGAAGUACUCAAAGGACUGGCUCUCCGGAAUCCCGCCAUCCUCAAACUCGAGGAGGGUUCAGAUGAAGCUGCGCUCCUCAGCCAGUACUCUGUAAAAUGCUCGGAAGUCGACAAGUUCCUCCUGACGUACGUUAUUCUCAAGCUCAGGCUCAUCAAGGGCAAAUGUAUCCUCUUCGUCAACGAUGUCGACCGCUGCUAUCGUCUCAAGCUCUUCCUCGAGCAGUUUUCCAUAAAGAGCUGCGUGCUCAACUCUGAGCUACCCUUGAACUCGAGAUAUCACACGGUGCAAGAGUUCAACAAGGGCGUGUACGAUUAUAUCAUCGCUACCGACGAGAGCAAUGGCCAGACAGAGCAGGACUCUGAUAGCGAGGAUGAAGAAGGUCCAGCUUCGGUGAAUGUGGAGGAGGAGGGCGACUUCACACCCUCGCAGCGCGAGCCACCGCUGGCAGAGGAGGCAACGCCCGACGAUGAGGCAGAAUCUGAACCCGAACCUGAUGCAGACCCAUCACCCACCUCCAAAUCCAAAAAGCGAAAACGCAGCUCCCCCGAGCCCGAAGCCUCCGCCGCCACCUCCCCACAAUCAUCCUCAAAAUCGCGCAAGCGCAAAAACAAGCGCCACAACCCCGACAAGGAAUACGGCGUCACGCGCGGCGUCGACUUUGUCGACGUUUCGUGCGUGCUCAACUUCGACCUGCCCGCCUCGGCGCGGUCGUAUACGCACCGCGUCGGACGCACCGCGCGUGCGGGGCGCAGCGGCAUGGCGCUCUCGUUCGUCGUUCCCCGCGAGGAGUGGGGCAAGAAUAAGGUCGUCGGGUGCGUGCCGAGCGCGCGGGGGGAUGGGGAGGUGUGGGCGCGGAUCGAGAGGGACCAGGCGGCGCGCGGGAGUAAGGUGCGCGAGUAUAAUUUUGAUAUGAGGCAGGUCGAGGCGUUCCGGUAUCGGAUGGAGGACGCGCUGCGGUCUGUGACGCGGAGCGCGAUCAAGGAGGCGCGGGUGAAGGAGCUGAAGACGGAGAUGCUGAAUUCGGAGAAGUUGAAGGCGCACUUUGAGGAUAAUCCGCUCGAUUUGGAGUAUCUCCGCCACGACAAGCCGCUGCACCCGACGAGGGUCCAGUCGCACAUGAAACACGUUCCAAAGUACCUUCUCCCAAAAAUUGCGCCCGUCACCGACGGCGUCGUCGGCAAUCGUACCGAAGCAGAGGCCUCGGAACAGCAACAGGGCUUCGUGCCGUUCCGCAGGGGCUCGGCGCGGGGACGCGGGAGGGGGCGCGGCGGCCGUGGUGGGAGAGGCGGACGCGGGGGGAAGAAAAAGUCUGAUCCGCUCAAGAAGUUUAGAUAGGACGUUGAACACGCGCGGGCUUUCCCUUGGGUUUCCUUUACUCAGCUGUAUGGAUCUCUCGUGAAGCUUUGAAGUAUCAAAUAGCUGAUAGCCUCGACAAUGAUGCUGCUCAUAAAGCUUGGUCGGGCUGAUAUGAGUUUCAUUGAUAUGAACAACUGUUUU